Molecule: messenger RNA, 889 nt
Organism: Capsella rubella
Lineage: Eukaryota; Viridiplantae; Streptophyta; Magnoliopsida; Brassicales; Brassicaceae
Exons: 3
Coding region: 61-624 (187 amino acids)
Biological process (GO): regulation of gene expression
Cellular component (GO): peroxisome
Molecular function (GO): RNA nuclease activity
Source: RefSeq, a predicted model, not a curated record
GCAGAAAAGCCCGAAAUCUCUCCCGUCAAUACCCAAGAAGACUCCUCUCUAGUCAAAACCAUGAUCAGACAAGAUUUCUCCAAGCCUAUGCAACCUGUCUCAGGGCCUAGGGUAGGCGUCUUCUGGGACCUCAAUGAUUACCCAAUUCCUCUUGGGUCUAAUCCUAAUCGGAUCUAUCAGAGAAUCGAAUUGGCUCUUGAGCAAAAAGGUUAUUAUGGUUUGAUGUCAAUAUGGGCUUAUUAUCCUGAGGAGGAACCUAUCCCAGACGUCGAGCGGGAUCUUUAUCAGAAAGCCGGAAUCUAUUUCGUUCCCAAAGUUCCAGCGGAUAAAACUGCGAGAGCUCAUAGGAUGAUACAUGACAUGUUUUUGUGGGCAAUGGACACUGAAGUGCACUAUAUUCCAGCACCAAGUGUAAUCGUCAUCUCAAAUGACAUUCCAGGAAAGGUCAACUUCACCUAUUGUCUUUCCUGUUUGCAUGGUGGUAGAUUCUUGAAUGCUAUCUUAGUAGAGCCUAAAAAGCUCGUAUUAGAUCCCCAAAAAGUAACAGCAACUUGGCCAGAAUGCGUAUUAGAUGUUGGUGAGACUUUUGGCGAAUAUUUUUGGCCAACUCCCAGUUCCACUUAGCAGAAGCGGAUGAAGAAUAGUGAGGAAUCACCCAAAACAGAAGAGGGGAGCUGCACUGAUUAUGAUAUAUUGAGAUAAGCAUAUAUCAGACUAAGUUGUUAUUUAUUCUGUUUUCAACUAUUUAGUCCGAUGUUAUGUUUUACACAACACCGAAGUGGGAGCUGAUCUUCCUUUUUCUUUUCUUUCUUUUGGCUUUGUAUCCUAAGUAAUUUAGUGGAUGAAUAGAAAUCUAUAUUUUUAAUGCUUUAUGAUUUAAUUUGUUCUA